Molecule: messenger RNA, 858 nt
Organism: Linepithema humile (Argentine ant)
Lineage: Eukaryota; Metazoa; Arthropoda; Insecta; Hymenoptera; Formicidae
Gene: Sptr
Product: sepiapterin reductase
Biological process (GO): tetrahydrobiopterin biosynthetic process
Molecular function (GO): sepiapterin reductase (NADP+) activity
Source: RefSeq, a predicted model, not a curated record
UUUACAACAUAAGCUAUCAUGUCGAUUGAAGCAUUGUCCGGUAAAGUUUUCUUGCUAAUAACUGGCGCGAGUCGUGGCAUCGGUCGACAAAUCGCAACAACGUUUGGUUCAUUAUUACAAGAAGGCUCACAUAUUCUUUUAUUAGCGAGAAAUAUAAAUAGCUUACAAGAAAUUGCCAAAAAUAUACCUUCUAAAGUGACGGUUCAUACUGUUAGCAUGGACUUGAGUAAAGCAAGUAAAUCUGAUUUUGAAGGAGUUAUAUUGGAGUCUUUGAAAGGAACAACUUGUGAGGCAUUUGAUCGAGUGGUUGUAGUGCAUAACGUGGGCACUAUGGGCACCUCUAAAUUGGCAAAUAAACUAUCAGACGUAAAUGACUGGAAAGAAGUUUAUGAUAUAAAUUUUUUUGUGCCCGUCAUAUUAAACACAGUCAUUAUGAAUAUGUUUGACAGUACAAACACUAAGAAAGUUAUUAUUAAUAUAACAUCUCUGUACGCCAUUAAAGGAGAAAUCGGCUAUAGUCAAUAUUGCUCGGCGAAAGCAGCACGAGAGAUGUAUUUUAAGGUCUUUGCUUUGGAAAAUCCUGACGUUAACGUAUUGAGUUACGCACCAGGACCUGUCGACACAGAUAUGUUUGUAAUGGCAUGUGAAAAAGCCGUUGAUUCUGACGUUAAAAAAAUAUUUAACAAUUUGCGAGAAACAAACACCGUAUUGACUACAGAACAAACAGUGAAUCGUCUUAUACAAGUCUUAAGGGAACACAAAUAUAAAUCGGCCGAUCAUGUGGAUUAUUACGAGUUGUAGACAAUUGACGAAAAAAGUCGCAGAAAUAAAAAUUCAGCAUGACCCUUUUUUAGCGAA